Messenger RNA from Acanthopagrus latus (yellowfin seabream), 3066 nucleotides. RefSeq names its product siah E3 ubiquitin protein ligase 1 (gene siah1). Gene Ontology annotation, biological process: multicellular organism development; proteasome-mediated ubiquitin-dependent protein catabolic process. The record is from RefSeq and is a predicted model, not a curated record. Gene Ontology annotation, cellular component: cytoplasm. Gene Ontology annotation, molecular function: zinc ion binding; ubiquitin protein ligase activity; ubiquitin conjugating enzyme binding. The transcript has 5 exons. NCBI's taxonomy places the organism in Eukaryota, Metazoa, Chordata, Actinopteri, Spariformes, Sparidae. The coding region runs from base 243 to 1103 and encodes 286 amino acids.
GACAAACUUCAACAACUGUGCGCGCUCCGGAACGGCUGGUACUUAACGCCUGGCGUCUCGUCUCUGCCACAGGAGCUGUGCGAAUGUGUACACCGAGCUAACGAAUGAAAGACGAUAAAGAGGGAUCCUGUGUCUACCACCUUGCCAUACAUUCAACCAUUAAUCUGCAGUGAGCUGAAGGAUUAUUCGUCCGAGAGGUCCCCACAUUUCAAGAGAAGACGAAAGCCUUAUUUGGAAAUCUUAUGGACGAAGAAAUGAGUCGCCAGACUGCCACCGCGCUGCCCACAGGAACCUCCAAGUGUCCCCCCUCACAGCGCGUGCCCACCCUGUCAGGCACCACCGCCUCCAACAGUGACCUGGCAAGCCUGUUCGAGUGCCCUGUCUGCUUCGACUAUGUCCUACCCCCCAUCCUGCAGUGCCAGUCCGGACACCUGGUAUGCUCCAACUGUCGGCCCAAGCUCACCUGCUGCCCCACCUGCCGAGGACCACUGGGCUCCAUCAGGAACCUAGCCAUGGAGAAGGUGGCUAACUCAGUCCUCUUCCCCUGCAAGUAUGCUUCAUCGGGCUGCGAAGUCACCCUGCCACACACUGACAAGACAGAGCAUGAAGAGCUGUGUGAGUUCCGGCCGUACUCCUGCCCGUGCCCCGGCGCCUCCUGCAAGUGGCAGGGCUCCUUGGACGCUGUCAUGCCUCACCUGAUGCACCAGCACAAGUCCAUCACCACACUGCAGGGGGAGGACAUUGUGUUCCUGGCCACAGAUAUCAACCUGCCGGGCGCGGUGGACUGGGUAAUGAUGCAGUCGUGCUUCGGCUUCCACUUCAUGCUGGUGCUGGAGAAGCAGGAGAAGUACGAUGGCCACCAGCAGUUCUUCGCCAUCGUGCAGCUCAUCGGGACUCGCAAGCAGGCCGAGAACUUCGCCUACAGGCUGGAACUCAACGGACAUCGGCGCCGCCUGACCUGGGAGGCCACGCCACGCUCGAUCCACGAGGGCAUCGCCACGGCCAUCAUGAACAGCGACUGCCUGGUGUUCGACACGUCCAUCGCACAGCUAUUCGCCGAGAACGGCAACCUGGGGAUCAACGUCACCAUCUCCAUGUGCUAAGAACUUUCAAGCGAAGAGGGUUAAAAAGUUACAGAUUGUCAGGGGGCAUUUUUUAGGGGUCAGAUAAAUUAGUUGUGACCUCACAGCGCACCCUCCUCUUUGCCCCACCCCCCCUUGAUGUGGAACUGGACUGUCUGAUCAGGCAGCCUCAGAGGCCCAGGGGGUGGGAGGGAGGGAUGGAUGGAUGGAUGAAUGAAUGGAUGAGCGGAGGAAUGAAUAACAAGGACAUAAACCGUGUAGUGAUGGCUAUAGACUUCUAAACACACACACAUGAACAUAUAUGAAUAUAUAUAUGUGAGACUCAUGCACGCACAUGUAGUCUGGCGCUCUCUUGGUCAUAAACAAGGACACAAACUGAAAAAGCUGUUGAGUCAAACUCUCCCACCGCUCUUGUUUUAGUGUCUCCUUCUUCUCUUCCUCUCAGUCCUCCUCAGACAUUUCACACACUACAACUCUCCGGCCGUCACCCCCAGAUGCUGGAGGAUGGCUGCGCCCCGACAGCUACACACUGAGGAAAAGGCUCAAGCUAGAUUUCAACAUGGACUCUUGGUCAGUGCUGGGUAGCUAACCAGCUAUCCGCCCCCUGCACCCCCACCCCACCCCACCCCACCCUACCCGCUCCCUGCUGUUGGUAAAAUCCACCUCAGUACCUGUCAGACUGAACGCUUCACACGCUGCCGACACUUGUAGGGCUACAAUCGUGGCUGUGGCUGGGCUUCACCACAGUGGGCGUCUUCAUGCAUUGGCUAGCUCACAGUGGAACCCAGAGCUCGUGAAGUUCUUUAUUGCGGAUUUGGGUUGAUAUCUUCUCUUGUGGAUGACCCUGCUGUCGAUGGCUGGGCCUGGAACUGCCACCCAUUGACUUGGACGGCCAUAGCAUCCAUGACCGCAGACAUCCAGUUCUGUCCAGGACUGCAGUAAAGGAAUUCCGUACAAGCUCAUUUGGUCCAUCCAAGGCUCAAGAUUGUGCAUCGGACGCUCUUUAAAUAGUUGACUGUCGUUGUUGAUAGUUAUUUAGAACAGACUCUGCUCUCAUACUGUAUGGAUUUAAGAAGGCCCACAGUGACAUCAGCCCUGGACUUUUUUAUUUUAUUUCUAUUUUCAUGGAUUGGACACAACAGUGGAUUUCUUACACACACAUAACACACGCCCGUUGUUUGCAUCACAGGCUGUGUGUACAGAUGUAAUAGUGUAUGAAUUGCGUGUGUGUCGGGGUAUUUUUUUGUUUGUUUGUUUGUCUGUUUUCAGAACGAGGAAAAAAAACACUGCAUUUCAGUUGAGUCAGUUUUUUUAGGGGGUCUGACGUCAGUUUCUUUUUAAUUAUUUUAGUUGUCUUUUUUUUGUAUGGGAGGAGAGAAGAACUCCUGGUAUUUGUGUAUGUGUGUGCGUCUGUAUGUGUGUGCGCGCGUCUGUAUGCAAGUGUGUGUGUGUGUGUGUGUGUGUGACAGACAUGUGGCAAGAAGCCUGCUCACUUUCUCUCCUCGCUCUUCUUCUUUGGUUUCUCCUCUGCCUCCAUCUCGCUCUGUCUGCCAGUGUCGGCCUCCACCACUGAUUGACUGAUCACCCAACCAGGAAUGAGGGACAGUUUCUACCGUUACAAUGUUGCUAUUGUUAUUAUUAAAUGGAGAUUAUCAUAAUUAUCAUUUUUUGUAAUGACUUUUAAAAACAAAAAUUAAAAGGCAGUUGUAAAACUUGUGGCUAAACUUCAGUGUUUGUAGUUAAAAAGCAAGUUGUCGUUCUUCUGAAGGUUUGUUUUCUCCGAGUUGGAUUGUUUUUCUCUUUAUCUAUUUGUCUCUCCGUCCUCUUGUUUGUGUGCUAAGUCUUUCCUUUUUUUCUGUGAGGAGGGAGGGAGGUCAAGCCAAUCAUCUCUCCCUUUCUCUUCAUGUGGAGUCUCAGUAAUGUUGCUGCUCUCCUUCAACUUUUCUGUUUUAAUUUGUCAUUAAAUAAAUCUAUCUUUUUCAUA